Helianthus annuus (common sunflower) is the source of this 2565-nucleotide messenger RNA. RefSeq lists its product as uncharacterized. The transcript has 4 exons. The record is from RefSeq and is a predicted model, not a curated record. NCBI's taxonomy places the organism in Eukaryota, Viridiplantae, Streptophyta, Magnoliopsida, Asterales, Asteraceae. The coding region runs from base 1 to 2565 and encodes 854 amino acids.
AUGGGGAAAUUAUUCGUCUUAACCAACCACAACAUUAACACGGGUAUGAUGAGGAUCCCAACCACAGAGAAGGCAGUGUUCAUACAUGGGAAUUUGGUUGGGAGGAGGAUGAUUACCAAAAUCAGUACGAUGGGAGAUAUGCUGGUAAAUCAAAGACAUCACAUCCCGCAACCGAUUCCACAAAAUCAAGUUCAUAAUGGAGUCCCGCAGUUUAAUGCAGGAAGAGCUAAUAAUCGGUUUAGGGGCGAGCAGAUACAAUUUGUGGAUGGUGUCCCACAAGUCGUUCAAGGGGCACCAAUUCAAGGCGUGGAAGGUCACUGUCGACCAGUUGUAGUACCGAACUCGUCGGCUAUAGUCACACCGGUUGGAAAUAAUAACCGACCUUUUGAGGUAAGGCCUCAAUACUUAGGCCAUUUGCCAGAAUUCUAUGGAAAAAGGACCGAAGAACCAUACUUGCACAUUGCAAGUUUUGAUUCAAUUUGCCAAACAAUUGGGGUUCCGGGGUUUACAAAGGAUGAAGUUAAGUUGAUGCUGUUUCAGUUCACCUUGAAAGACAAAGCUCGACAAUGGUUCACGACAUUACCUCCAGGUAGUAUUUACACUUGGCAAGAGAUGCAGCUGUUGUUUUUGGAGGAAUACUACACCAUGAAUAGAACUAGUGAAGCUCGAGAUGCAAUCAGAGCAUUCCAGCAACAUUCAGGGGAACCGUUCCAUGAGGCGUUCACAAGGUUUAAGGAGUUGCUUAGGAAAUGCCUACAUCAUGAAAUUCAGACAUGGGAAUUAAUUAAGGCGUUUUAUGAUGGGCUACUUCCUGAUGAUGUAAGAGAUCUCAUCGCCAUUAGUAAUGGUACGUUUCUUACAAACACAGAGGCUGCAGACUGGGCAUACUUGGAGAGACAAAGUGCUACUUCUAAGAGACAGGCACAAUCAAGCAGGAGGGCAAGGUCAAGUUCGGCAAAGUCAGUCGAUUAUGAAGCUGAGGAACGGGUCGAGAAGUUGAGGCAACAAAAUUUAUUGCUUGAGCGGCAGGUAGCUCAAAUGAAUCUCGGAAAGGGAGGUGAAGUUAAACCCGCCAAUACAUUUGCGGUAUGUACUGAGUGUGGAGAGUUAGGGCAUCAAGUCGGAGAGUGUGUUGUGUUGGGUGGUCAGACUGAAGAAGUGAACCAACUGUACGGUGAACAAAAGCAAUAUGAUAUGAAAUCGAAUACAUAUCAUCCAGGUUUGCGAAACCACCCCAAUUUUAGUUAUGGUAAUUCUGCUAACCAGUUGAACCCAAAUUUUCAGGUACCUAACCAAGGAGGUCAACAAUAUCAGAAUCGGCAAGGAAAUUACCAGCAAGGAGGUUACCAGAAUCGGGGCCAAUACAAUCAAGGGCCUCAAGCCGACAACCAACAGCAAAAUCAAGGCAAUUAUCAAGGGAGUUGGAGGAAUCAAGGUAACCAGCAAGGUAAUUCUUCAGGUGGUGGAGGCGACUCGAGUGAUUUGAAGCUAGAUGCGAUCAUGUCAUUUAUGAAGGAUAUUCAAAAGGAUAAUGAAGUUCGAGACAAAACUUUAGAAGCAAUGCAGAAACAGUUGGGUAUCACAAUUACUCCACCAUCACAAUUAGUUGAGGAGGUGGUGGAGGAUGUUGGUAAUAGAUCGGACUCUCAACAUGAUCGGGACCCACCAAGGGAUGAAAGGUGGGAAAGCUUUAAACAAGCUAAAAUUAAUCUACCCUUACUUGAUGCGAUUAAAGAGAAUCCCGAUCAAGUUGAGUUUCUGAAAGAGUUAAGUACCCAAAAACGACUUCACAAGUUUCCUAAAAAGCUUGAUUUGACUGCAAAUGUGAAUGCCGUUUUGUUGGGUACCCUUCCCCCAAAACUCCAAGAUCCAGGAGCACCCAUUAUUUCAGUACAAGUGGGUGAAUUUAAAAUAGAAAGUGCACUAUCGGAUCUUGGAGCGUGUGUUAGUAUUCUACCAGGGAGUCUUUACGACCAAUAUGAUUUUGGUCUGCUACAAAAAGUCAACACCACCGUGGUAUUGGCUGAUCAGACUCCCAUGUGUCCGAGGGGGAUUGUAAGAGAUGUAAUUGUGAAGGUAGAAGAUUGUUACUACCCAGUUGACUUCUUAGUGCUGGAUUGUGCCACAAGUUCAAAGAACACGCACUCUCCAGUCAUUCUGGGUACACCAUUCUUAGCGACUGCUCAUGCAAUUAUAAACUGCGUUGAUGGAACGGUAAGUAUGAAGUUUGGUGACCGCGAAUUGCGGUUAAAUGUGUUUUCAAAUGCUACUGAUCCUCUUAUUACAGGUGAACACUCAAAAGCUGAAAGUGGUGAAGGAAAGUUUGAAGUGGCAGAACGCAAAGCGGUGAGGAAAAAGGAAAGUGUGGCUCAUGAGAAGUUCAAGACAAACAAAGGGAAGCCACGAGGGAGGAAGAAGGAAAAGAAACCGCCGGAAUGUGAUAAUGCAAAACAGAGGUUAAAGUUAUUCGGUCCAAUGUGGAAUACAGUGGAUGACUUACUAGAGCAUUGGCGGGGUACCUACUUAGAGGCCGUGGGACGCAAACAUCCCACUCGACCACCAUGA